This is a messenger RNA of Acytostelium subglobosum LB1, 5094 nucleotides long. RefSeq lists its product as hypothetical. The transcript has 5 exons. The record is from RefSeq and is a predicted model, not a curated record. NCBI's taxonomy places the organism in Eukaryota, Evosea, Eumycetozoa, Acytosteliales, Acytosteliaceae. The coding region runs from base 1 to 5094 and encodes 1697 amino acids. Gene Ontology annotation, biological process: chemotaxis.
AUGCCUGCGAUGAACAACAAUAGAUUGAUUGCAUCGCUGGUGAUGUUGGCCAUGACUGCAUUGAUUAUGCAAUCUGCCAACGACAAACACUUUGCAUAUUCAUUCAACAUUGAAUCUGCAACUAUCGUCCAGAAGAACACUAAUGUGCUGGGUGUCGACGUCUCAUUUGCAAUGAUCGACGUGACGUUUGAUCGCGAUCUGUACAUUCACAAGGCAAGCGCCUGUCCCAACUUCACAUGUCCAACACAACCCGCCAUCAACUGCGCAUGUGACUACACCGACCCCGCGGAAUGCCCCAAGAAGCUGGACGCCAGCUGUCCAGCAUGUCCGGCAUCCAAAAACGGCGUUGUGUUCUGCAGCCCCGAUUCCCCAUGGACAACGCUGCAAGCCAACCAAACCUACACCUUCUCCAACAUCACCAGUGCCAAGUCAUUCAGAUACAAGCCCAUAACUAGUUAUUGCGAGGGUUUCAAAGUACAUAUAUCUCAAGAGUAUGGAGACAUGGUACUUUAUGAAGGCACUGACAGAACGCCAUUGGCAAGGUACACUGGAUUGGAAUACAUUGAUCAGGAGUUGUCCAUGAAUAUUUGCCCAACCGAUAAUAAUAUGGGACCUUCUAGGAAGUCAUGGACGAACGGCACCUACUUCUUCAGGGUGGAGCCCAACUCCAACUCGCCGUUGAUCUCCUAUAGUAUAACUAUCUACUCUGCACCGGUACCAGCAGUCGAUGUCAACGCCCCAAUGUGCACCAACGUCACCAAAAGACACAGAUGUGUAUCCGAUGGAGUGCAGAUGUUUGGCGAGACCACCGAGGAUGGUGUGGUCGACUUUUACUCAUUCGCUGUCGAUCGCAACAUGUCCCUUGCUAUCGCCAUCCCCUACCUUGGUCAAGCCAUCAACUUCUUCAUAUCCGAUGAUCGAUACGCUGACGACUUCAGAUGGGCAGCCGUUCAACCAAAUGAGAACAAUGGAAUUAUUGAGGUUGGACCAUGGCCAAAUGGAACAGCCAGGAUACUUUACAUUCAAGCCUACGUAUCCUAUGCUUGCAAGUAUACUUUUAGUCUUCAGUCACACGCGACACUUUGGAAGAUCCCAAUCACUAGUGGAUUCCCAAGAGGCAGUAGCUUCAGUUUGUAUGGCUCAUCAAGGAUUGUCUCUCCAAGUGAGGUCUUCUCCACUGCAAUGCCCGGUCUCGCAUUCACCGCGCUCGCACCAAGAAAGUACAACAACCCAUUGUGGCCCGUGCCUUCGGACAUUCGCGAUCUACCAUUCCUGGCCACGAUCGACUUCUUUGACACACUUUACAUCAGUGAGCCCUCCAACGUGCCCAAGAGUCGCACAUACCAAGCCAGCUUCUUACUCUCCUACAAUGACCAAGCAUCUGGAUUGAUUGUCAAGGGCACCAUGGAGACACUUCUAAACUCCACCCUUGAGUUCAGCAGCACCAUCAUUGAUGAGAAUGGACUUCCAUUGACAGCAAUAUUGAUGCUCAAGGAAGGCAAUAUUACAUGUGAUUAUCAGGAGUUCAACACAUUGCUCGAUGAUAUCAAGUUGAAGGAGUCCAGCAUUUACUCUGGCAAUAACUAUAACGAAGUGUCAGCUUUGCGUUAUGAGUUGGAUGCUCACACACUUAGAGAUCCAUGGUAUGGAUGCAUGUCCAACGCCAAUGAUCUAUUGAAGAUGGAGGUGCUAGACAAAGUGGAGCUCACAACAAUGUGCACUCUCAAGCCCAAUGAUCCCAAGUACUUGACCGACCCAUGUUGUGACACCUCCUUGCAGUUCUCCCAAUGUUGUAUCCCACGUAACAUCACUAUUCCUACACUGUCAAUCGUUGGAACCAAAGAAGCCUCUGUCAAACAACAAUGUUCCAGUUACUCAUGCACUACAUCAGUGUUGGAUGAAUAUUCUCUCGCGCUGGCCAGUGUUAACAAGGGUGAUUGCUCACUGUCACAGACUGAAUAUAACAAGUACCAACUCAAUGUUGCCAAUACUCUGAGGUCAUGCAAGGAUGUCUACGAUUGGGUCUACUGUGUGAAUGACUCAAUGUGCGCCGACUUGGGCGACAACACAAAGUGCAAUCUCUACAGACGCAAAUGUGAACCGGAUCGUGUGUCCCAGGACAUGAUGUACCUGUCGUGCAUUAUCAAUCAGUCCGCACCCUCCACGAUGAACUUCCUCAAGUAUCAGCUCGGUCUGGGACAGGUCCAGGACGACUCCGUGUUGAUCAAGGAUAUGUACAACAUGUUCCUCUCGAACGACUGCUCAACAUUCACUGGCAACAGCUACCGCAAGCGCUAUGUCUAUGGAACCAACGAUGGAAAUGGCGAUGGAUGCUACACAACCACCUGCUUUGAUGACUCGUGCGAGGUGGUCCACGACACAUGCCAUGAUGGAUACAUCUCCGGCUACCAGUUCCUACCCAACUUUUUGACCCAAGAUGAGUGUGCCGCCAAGAACAUUUGUACAUCUUGCGAUCCCACCGAUGAUGCAUGCAAGCUGGCAUGCGCCGCCAACAACUACUGCGGCUUCUGUCCAAACCAGCACACAACAUGCUACAACUUCAACAACACGCUCCCUGACGAGCCUUCAUGCUCCAACUCACAGGGCGUGUGUUUGUUGCCCAGUGGCCAGUAUGACUCCACGAUGACCGAGGCACAAUGCCAUAGUGCUGGCACUUGUUCCGAGACCUGCGGCGCCACAUGUGGUAUAUACAAAGGAUGUGUCUCCCCUAUGAUCACCAACCAGACUGAAUGUGAGAAGAUAACCAAUGGAACAUGGAGGUCGACUGGAAAGUAUGGCUUCUGCCAGGUCCAGAUCCAGUCCCCCGGUACGUGUGAGCUCAGAGGCCACACGUACGUCAAUUGCAAUGCCCAAGCAGUGGACGAAUGCUCAAACAUGGUUGGAGGUGGCAAAGUCGAGCUGUGCGGUCUCACACCAAUUGAGUGCACUUCCAAGGAUGACUGCGAGCAGACUGGAGGCUCGUGCACGGACGCGUUCUACUUUGACGAAGCAAACCUGCCACAGUAUCCCCAAGGUCUUGGAAAGUGCGUCCACAGGCAUGAGGCCUAUACAAACUCUGGCCGCUACACCUGCAAGAUCAUUGUCGAGAACGAUUCCCCAAUGGGCUGCAUCAAGUCCAGCCCUGACGUGUUCACCGAGGCGGAAUGCAUAGCGACUGGCGGAGAAUGGUGGAGGCAGGCUUAUUCACAAACAGCUUGUGAGCAGAACAUGGGAUGUUUGGCUCCAUCGACCUACUCUACACUGCCCAAUCAAUUCCGAUUCAAUGAGAUGAACGAGACGCAAUGUAAUAUCUGUCAAAACAAUGAUAACAAAUGGACCAACAAGUUCUCCUGGAAGGCUGGACGAUGGAUGCCUGGCGUGAUGGUCAAGCCCAAGUGGCUGACUACCACCCGCGUCAACAUGACUACCUGGGGACCGACCUUUGACUUUGAGAAGUUUGCCAACGCCCUCCAAGGCGCCAACUAUGGACAUCUGGUCAAUCAGAUGCGUUCCUCGGCCAUGUGUCGUAUGAACCGUCUUCAAGAGAAUCUUGACUCGCUAGCAUGCAGUUGCUCUGGCCCUGGCGGUGCCCAAUGCUUUGGCUCAUCGGCCAUCCUACUUGGCACAACUGUCGCAUGCGCUGAAGAGUCUUCAAACUUCACAUUCACCAACGGAAGGAUUAUGUUCACCAAUCAAUCAGUGCCCAUCUCUUGUGUCGACGUACUCGUGUCCCAGAUCAGCAAGCUGCUCUACAAGGCCACAGUCCAGAUCUCGCUCAGCACUGACUUUGUGUCCUACAAGAAGGCCGACUCCUACUCCCUCACAAAUGGCCACGGAGCUAUUAUUGGCAGUAUCCUCGGCGAUGGUAUCAAGGUACAACACGUGGGCGUUGACUCAUACACUGUGUGCUUGAAGCAAGUUGGACAGCCUACCUCAGACUUCCCAAUCUUGGACUUUGCCUCACAAUCAGUGAACGACACCAAGGUGCUCAUUCCUCAGAAUGCAGAGGUAUUCCCCCUCACUCUGGCUGACGGCCAAGUCUACCUGUGUGCCAACAUGAGCCUGACUGGCGAGGACACCUCCACUCACUUCCCCAUCAUCAGAGUGGCCGACUGGUCCACCGCCAAGAAGCGUCUGUUUGACCGAUCGACAACAGCACUGAUCUACACACUGGGCGUGCUGUUUGGAUUGAAUGCCCUCUGGGGCUUUGUCCAGAUCGGCUUCAUCGCCAUCAAGUUGAUUCGCGACAAGGUGCGCUUCAAGUUGGUCCACGGACUCAUCGUCUCGAUCACAACAUUCAUCACGAUUCGUUCGAUCUACUUCUUCAUCCUGCCAUCCGGCCAGCUCUCCGACUCUUUGGUGGCCGACUACAUUCUUGUCGUGUUGCCAACAUUCCUCUACUUCACGGCAUUCUCCAUCAUUGUCGUGCUGUGGUACGUCAUUGUCAGCUCAAAGAUCCACGUCAACUUCUUCAGCCGCUUCAAGCAGACCAUCAUCGUGGUGAACGUCAUCAUCUACCUGAUCUUCAUCAUCAUCGUGUUGGUGUUCAACUUCUCCAAGAAGACCGAGCGCAAUGAUUGCGGCGCCAGAAUGUCCGUCAUUCCCAGCAACACCACUCCUCAGCGUGUCGUCUCCAUCUUCUACGCCGUCGUCCAGGCAGUCAUCUCGCUGCUGAUUGGCGCGUCCUUUGUUUACCUGGGCGUGUCGAUCUACAAGCUGGUCGGCUCGCAGAACCCCAACGGACAGGUGAAGAGGUCGAGCUUCCAGAAGAAGAUCUUCAUCGUGGCGUCAACAUGCUCGGUGGGAUUCAUUCUCCAUUGCGUCUUUGUUCUGAUCCUGGUCGGUGCCGAGCCCUCCAACAUUGUGUUCAGUUUUGUCGGACUGAUCGUCACCGAGAUCAUUCCAGUGAUGAGCAUCCUAUUCGCCUACAAUCAAGGACAACUUGGUGGACUACGUCGCUCCACUGGAUCUAACGCCAGCAACCGCAUGACCAACAUCUCUGGAACAAGGUCAACCCACAUUGGAGCAUUGGAUACAUCCAACAACAGCAACCACCACACCCGAGACUCAUCCGACGGUGGCUCCCUCCAUUAG